AUGGGGACACAGGGACUAUGGAACUAUCUGAAUAAACAUGGUCUUUGCUCGGCUCCUCCUAGUGUAACGGGUGACACCUCCAUUAUUACGCCUGACCACCUGCUGCUUGACAUGAAUGGCAUCGUACACGGGGCCAUUGAAGGACCUCAUUUUUUGUCCAUGCAAACCAUCCAGGAUGUUCUGUUAUCCGUGAAGCGUCUUUUGCGCCUGUUUCCACCAAAGAAGACGCUUGUUCUUGUUUUUGACGGCGCAGCGCCAACGGCGAAGCUCAAAUUACAAAAAGAACGGCGUGCCACCAUGAGGGCACCUCAAAAUGCACUGAAACCCCCUUCUUCGGCGACGCAGUUAAAAUACAAUUACGACUAUGAGGGAACGCCGAUACGUUUAUUUCGGGAAGAGGUUGUCUCGGGUUCGGAGUUUCUUCUGGCGUGUGAAGAUGCUUUAAGGAAGGCACUCAUGUCGAGUGAUGGGGAUGAUGCUGACCGUCUGCCAGGAACAUUUUUGGGUGAAUAUGCGGUCAUUAUAAGUGGCUGUGAGGAUGCAGGAGAGGGAGAGCUAAAAAUAUCGUCCAUGAUCCGAACGCUUUGGAUUGAGCAGAAACGAACAGAAACAUACACCGGAGAUGACGUGAUUGUCGUUGUGAGCAAUGACUCAGACCUGGCGUUGAUUGGUAUCGCAUGUACACCGUACCGUCAAUACUACAUGGUAGAUCCCGUUGAUUACUGUGUCACUGCUAUUGCUGAGCUUUUUGAGCACUGGAGAAAGGGUGCAGCAAACGGACUUCUACCGCUUGAGCUUUUACCCUCAUACCGCAUAGACUUUGUGUUUCUUAUGCUGCUUAGUGGUGGUGACUGGUACCAGGGCGUUGCUGGACGCAGUAUCCUUCUUUGGCGCCGAUACCGCGAGCUUCGACUUAAUGGUGGAUACUUCAGAAGAUCGAUAAUACAUGGCGAAGACUUUAACGUGGAUGUUGAGUUUCUCCGCAGUGUUAUGAGUGUGAAGGAUUCUAUACAUCAAAAGGUGCGUCAGUCAAAGAUCAAGCAGGCCACGAUACGAGGGGACUCAUCCCUGUCAAAGCAGUCUGUGGAGACUGGAGUUGAUCUGUUAAAAGGCGCCAUGUGGGCCCUGAAAUCGAUUGUGCUCGGGCACUGCUUUGACUACGAGUUUCGCGUGUCCACCAUAUGUCCCACACUGGGGAUGCUGAAGGCCGCCAGCUUUGUAAAGGGAGUGGAGAAACGUAUUCGGCCUGAAUCAAAGGCUCCGCUUCCUCUUUUGUCCCCCUUGGAACAGUGCGUGGCGGUGAUGGGGAUGCGUGGGCGAUAUUCUGAGGAGAUUUUGCGUGCGCUGACCACCGUGUGCCCAGAUGGCGGUAAAAAACUAACGAAUUCUCAAUCGGUUCCAUAUCUUCUUUCACAAGUGAGGCUUUUAAUGGCCUCUGUAGAUCGCGACAAACUCACCGCGGCGGAACGCGAGUUGCUCAAGGUGCAGCAUGCGGACGUGCUUGAGAAGGGAGGUGUACUGCAGGACGCUGUCACAUUCAUGAGCUACGCGUACAGCUCUCCAUCGUGUGAAUGA
Molecule: messenger RNA, 1575 nt
Organism: Trypanosoma cruzi
Lineage: Eukaryota; Euglenozoa; Kinetoplastea; Trypanosomatida; Trypanosomatidae
Exons: 1
Coding region: 1-1575 (524 amino acids)
Biological process (GO): nuclear-transcribed mRNA catabolic process
Cellular component (GO): nucleus
Molecular function (GO): 5'-3' RNA exonuclease activity; RNA binding
Source: RefSeq, a predicted model, not a curated record